Messenger RNA from Branchiostoma belcheri (Belcher's lancelet), 1168 nucleotides. Its product is annotated as probable palmitoyltransferase ZDHHC24. Gene Ontology annotation, molecular function: palmitoyltransferase activity. The coding region runs from base 123 to 995 and encodes 290 amino acids. The transcript has 3 exons. NCBI's taxonomy places the organism in Eukaryota, Metazoa, Chordata, Leptocardii, Amphioxiformes, Branchiostomatidae. The record is from RefSeq and is a predicted model, not a curated record.
UAGUGGGAAAAUGGGAAAAUCUAACAUUUGAGAUCUACAGUUAUGACAAAUGAAUUUUAUGCCUUUUUAUCGUUUUACGUACUUUAGUUGACACUUUGUAAGCGCAGGUACAAUCAGAAGAGAUGGACACCACCAUGAGUGAAGGCUUUAUAAGGAGAGUUCGUCAGUUUUUGCCGAAAAGUCGAGGAGACAAGGUGGCGUUUGCCUUCCUAGUGGUCUGCAUUCACCUCAUCUUCUACUUCGAGCAGUUCCGAGUUCUCCCAGAGAUCUACCACCAGCCCUGUCUGGCGAGCUACCUCCACACAGCCUUCAUGGUGUUUGUGUACAUCAACACGGUUGGGAACCUGUUCAUGAUGAUGAAUGUUGACACCACCACCGGUAGCCAUGUCCUGCCCAGCGUGUUGAAGCCAGGCUGGCACUUCUGUGCCUCCUGCGAGGCCAACUCCCCGCCGCGCUCCUUCCACUGCUGGGAGUGCAGCACGUGCGUCCUGAAGCGCAUCCACCACUGUACCUUCACGGGAAACUGCGCGGCGUGGGCCAAUGAGCGCUACUACAUGGUGUUCCUGCUCUACAUGAGCGUUGGGGCCGUGUACACAAACGUCAUGAACUUUGACUACGUGUGGGACGUUAUGGGGGGGCUGAAUAUGAAAUCCUUCCUGACAAUGCUUGCUCCUUUGGUAAUGUGGCUCGCGGGGGCGGCCAAAGCGCACACUUUCUUUGUAUCGCUGAUGUCUAUGAUCUGUCUGAUAGGGGGCGCUUUUUCCCUCAUAUUGUUCUAUUUCCACACCAAGCUGACCCUCAUGAACAGGACUGUGUUCGAGUUCAAUAAGAGGAUCGGAGAUUACGACCUGGGGUGGCGGCAGAACUUGGAACAGGCCUUUGGCACUCGGUGGCCAUGGGUGUGGCUGUUUCCCCUGCUGCCGUCCCCCCUGCCGGGGAAUGGUUUGGAGUUCCCUGUCAGUAGUGAUGUUUCAGAGGCAGUCAAGGAUAUGUGAGGCACACUCAGUUUCUGAAGCUUUAUUUCUGUAUUUUCUACAGUCUACAUUGAAAUUUCAAUAGAGCAUGUAAAAAUUUUACUUGGGUGCCAGACCCUGGCAUUGUAUAAGUGAUUGCUUUUUUGGUGGUCCAAUGGCCACAGACCACUAGAAUUUAGGCUGGGACAACUAAA